AUGGAGAAACAAAUACACAAUCUCGACCCUCAUCCCGGUGCAGGAGACCUCGAAGCUAAUCCGCAACACACGCAGACCGUCAUUCCCUUCGAGAAGAUCGAACCUACAACGUCUGUCGGUGGUGCUUCACUGACGCUCACCGAGUCUGACCCCCAUGGCAGCCGACCAUCGUGUUUCAGCAGUCUCGUCCAAGAAUGCCUGUUUGUCCUGACCACCACCGUCGCCGUGGGCCAAAGUUCCAUCUUCACCGGUGCCGUUAUCUGCAUGACCAACUACAUCGCGGAGGACCUGAACAUGACCGCCGCCGAAGUGACUUGGAUCAACGCUGCGCAGACGCUUGCGGCCGGAACCUUCUUGCUCUUCUUCGGCCGCGUGGCGGAUCUGUUUGGGAGACGGUUCCUGUUCUUACUCAGCCUGGCUUUCUUCAGCACUUGUCUUCUCAUCGCUGGCUUUGCCACCAAUGCAAUCUACCUGAACGUAUUCUGUGGCCUGCUGGGCCUCAGCUCCGCCGCUUCUGUGCCUCCGGCCAUCGGAAAGCUGGGUGCAGUCUAUGAAAAGCCGUCCCGGCGGAAGAAUAGAGCGUUUGCCUGCUUCAGUGCAGGCAAUCCGGUCGGCUUCGUCUUGGGAGCUUUCAUCUCGGGCGUGACCAUGCAGAUUUCGACUUGGAGGGCAGCAUUCUGGGUCAUGUCUGUGAUCUAUGCCAUUUUUACGCUUGCCGCCUGGUGGACCACCCCCUACGAUGUCGAACAGAAACUUGGCGGCCUGAACAUGGAGACCUUUCUCAAGUUCGAUCUCCUCGGUGCUCUUCUCGCCGUGACGGGGAUCGCGAUGUUCACCGCUUCGUUGACGUUAGCUGGAGACGCCCCGAGAGGGUGGGACACGUCCUAUGUGAUCACUUUGCUGGUGGUGGGAAUCGUCCUGAUUGGCGGUUUCAUAUACUGGCAAAGUAUCUUCCGCUAUCCUCUGAUGCCGCUGAAGGUCUGGAAAGAUCGCAAUUUCACUCUCGUGGUCCUGGUCCUGUGUCUUGGAUUCUACGGAUUUGCCGGGAAUAUCUUCUGGCUCACGCUCAUGUGGCAGCGGAUCGACCGUCUGUCUCCCCUGAUGAAUGCAGUCCAGCUGCUGCCGGCUGGGAUUGGAGGGAUUGUCGUCAACGUCAUCGCGGCCGUGAUCAUGCAUCGCAUCAGCAACAAGCUGAUCAUGAUUGUCGGGGCCGUCAGCGCCGUGGUUGCCUGUGCCCUCUUCAGCGCCACGUCCACGUCUAUCUCCUACUGGGCUCUGACUUUUCCCGCGCUCCUGUUCAGUGUGCUGUCGCAAGACCUGGAAUUCACCGUCACAAAUAUGUAUGUGAUGUCGAGCUUACCUAGCGAGCAACAGUCGGUCGCAGGGGGAUUGUUCAACACGGUCACUAGGUUGACUGCCACAGUGGGACUGGGGAUUCAGACGAGUAUCUACAACAGUGCUGGAGGGUCGGCAGAAGGAGCUGGAUCGUCAAGGUACCGACCAUAUCAAGCAACGUUUUGGGUGUCGCUAGUUGGCUCGGUCGUUGCAUUAUUUUUGGUCCCAUUUAUCACCAUUGGUCGUCAAGGCGGGCGGAAGAAGCCUGCGAACGGAAGGUAUCAAGAUUAA
Messenger RNA from Rhinocladiella mackenziei CBS 650.93, 1626 nucleotides. RefSeq lists its product as uncharacterized. Gene Ontology annotation, cellular component: membrane. The transcript has a single exon. Gene Ontology annotation, biological process: transmembrane transport. The record is from RefSeq and is a predicted model, not a curated record. Gene Ontology annotation, molecular function: transmembrane transporter activity. Lineage: Eukaryota; Fungi; Ascomycota; Eurotiomycetes; Chaetothyriales; Herpotrichiellaceae. The coding region runs from base 1 to 1626 and encodes 541 amino acids.